GAGCGCGCGCACGCGCCGGCGGCGGGCGGAGAAGGAGGUGCCGCCCCGCCCCGCAGGAAACGGUGCCGCCCGGGCCCCGCUCUGCGAGAGGGCGGGGGAGGGAUUGUGAGAGGGAUCGUGAGGGGGAUCGUGAGGGAAGCGUCGUUUUUCUCCGUUCGUCCACCCUGGGACGCCGUCGGGCCCCGCGGCGUGAGGGCACCGGCCGGGAGUUAGGAGUGGGACAGACCCCUUCCUUACACCCGCCCCGUCCAUCCGAGGCGAGAGCGCUUUCGGCGGACAGUGGGGUAAUCGCUCCCUCCUGCCCGGCGUGAAGCCACUGCCCCCUUUCAACGGGAGCCGGGAUCACUUCAUCGCCCCUCUUGAGACUGUGUCCUCUGCCCUGUCCGCCGCCGCCGAGCCGUCUGUCCCGAGGAGGGAGCCCGGCACUUGUUGCUGACGCGAUGGUCACCGGCCCGGCCGAGUAGACAGGGACCGCCAAAGCCGCCGCGGGAGGAGAUCGCUGCGGCUGGUGUCGAGGGCCCGGCCCCUCUGGGGCUCCCGGGUGAUCUCGGGGUGGUGUUUCCUCUUAACGCGUGGCGGUGACGGAGGACUUGCUUCGGCCCUCGAGGGGAUCGCGCUCGCAGGACCGCCCGCCCCGGAUGGUCACGGCGCGCUGAGGGGGCAUCAACAGACGCCGCCCGCCCCCUCCGUCCUCCUGGUCGUCUCUAGGCUGGUCUCCCUCGGCAGGAAGAAAAAUGUCCUUCUUCAACUUUCGUAAGAUCUUCAAGCUGGGUGGUGAGAAGAAGAAGAAACAAUACGAGCACGUCAAGAGGGAUUUGAACCCUGAGGAGUUCUGGGAAAUUAUAGGAGAGCUGGGAGAUGGUGCUUUCGGUAAAGUGUUCAAGGCUCAGAACAAAGAAACAAAAGUGCUGGCUGCUGCAAAGGUGAUUGAUACUAAAUCAGAAGAAGAACUUGAGGAUUACAUGGUUGAGAUUGAUAUUUUAGCAUCUUGUGAUCAUCCUAAUAUUGUUAAACUCCUGGAUGCUUUUUACUAUGAAAACAAUCUGUGGAUCCUGAUCGAAUUUUGUGCAGGUGGAGCAGUAGAUGCAGUCAUGUUGGAGCUUGAAAGGCCAUUAACAGAGCCACAGAUCAAAGUGGUGUGCAGGCAGACACUGGAAGCAUUGAACUACUUGCAUGAAAAUAAGAUCAUCCACAGAGAUCUAAAAGCUGGCAAUAUUCUUUUCACGUUAGACGGAGACAUUAAACUAGCGGAUUUUGGAGUAUCAGCUAAGAACACAAGAACAAUACAAAGAAGAGAUUCUUUUAUUGGUACACCAUAUUGGAUGGCUCCAGAAGUAGUAAUGUGUGAGACCUCUAAAGACAGGCCUUAUGAUUACAAGGCAGAUAUUUGGUCUCUUGGCAUUACUUUGAUAGAAAUGGCUCAAAUAGAGCCACCUCAUCACGAACUAAAUCCUAUGCGUGUGCUUCUGAAAAUAGCAAAAUCUGAUCCACCUACAUUAGCACAGCCUUCAAAGUGGUCAGCAGACUUUAAAGAUUUUCUGAAGAAAUGUUUGGAGAAGAAUGUGGAUGCAAGGUGGAGUGCAACUCAGCUUCUACAGCACCCAUUUGUUACUGUUACUUCAAAUAAACCAAUAAGAGAACUCAUUGCAGAAGCUAAAGCUGAAGUUACAGAAGAAGUUGAAGAUGGUAAAGAUGAGGAUGAAGAAGAGGAAACAGAUAACUCUCUGCAGCUGCCUGCAGAGAAGCGUGCGUCCUCUGACCUUAGUAUUGCCAGCUCUGAAGAGGAUAAACUUUCACAGAAUGCCUCUGUUUUGGAAUCGCUCUCUGAGAAAACAGAAAGCAGUGCAAUUGAGGACAAGGCCAGCACUAUACUUCCACAUGACAAAACAACUGGAGAUGAAUCUGAGGACACUAAAUUUAAGAAACCAGCUGAUAACAUAUGCGAUGCUACUGCUGGUGAUAUAAAAGUGCAGAACGGUUCCGUGCCAACUGGUGGAGAUGAGCAUGGCAAAAUUGUUCCCGAGGAAAAGGAUACAGAAAGCCUGGAAAAACAACAUGAAGAUACAGAACCCCAGAAAGAAGGGAAAGAAACUGAUGUGGUAGCAAAAUCAGAAAUACAGGAUGAACCCAACCUGCAAAUAGUGAAAGAAAAUGACUUGAGAAAUGAAGAGGCAGGAGAUAAUAAACUAAAAAUAGUACCUGCAGCUGAAAAUAGUCUAGAAACUGAAACAAUUUCUAAGGAAACUGGUGAAAAAGAAGAGAACAGCAUAGAUCUCUCAGAAAAUAAGGAAGAACAGGUCCCUGCAGAAAACACUACAGAGCAAAAGGAAGAUAAAGCUGAAGCAGAGAAAGAGGUGAUAACAGACACCGCUACAGAAACUGUGCCUAAUGCUGCAGAUAAAAGGGCUGAUGAAGAAAAGGAACCAAUAAAGCAUGGAAUUGACAACAUUAAGGAGAGAGGUGAUAUUGCUGAAACACGGAUCAGUGAUGGGGAUAAAAUACCUGAGACUGUGGAUAAGCCAGUGGAAAGUCAGGUUAAGCAGGUCCAUGAGAUAAUCAGCUCUGAAGAAACUCUAUCGGAAAGCCAAGAUAAAGCGAUCAAGGUAGACAAGAAACUGGCAGAAAGUGAAAAUGAGGAUAUUAGUCAUAUAAGCAGCAUGGAAGAAGCAGAAAUAAAAGACUCUGGAAAAGAUGAGGUAGACCAGAAGGUAAUACAGAGCAAGGCUGAGGAUAUUUCUGGUGACGUGGUGGAUAAACCGGCCGAUACGGACCAACAUUCAGAAGAGCGUGGAGCUGAGAAUAUCCAGGAGAACAACAUUCAGAUAGACAAGGAGCAUUUGGAAAUGACUUCUGAUGAAAUGACGAAGAAUAAGCUUCAGGAUACUGUCAGUGAGCACGCUGAUGACUCUGAAGUCACACCAGUCCCCAGUAUUAGUAUUAGCACUGAAGAAAAUCAUGAGAAAGUCAAAACAGAGAAUCGAGACAACACCGAAACUUUGCAGCAGCUAGAAGCGGAAAGUGUGAAGGAAAACGAUGCGGAUUCAGGCACUGGUUCUACGGCUGAUAACAGCAGCAUUGAUUUGAACUUGUCAAUUUCCAGUUUCCUUAGUAAAAACAAAGAGACAGGAUCAAUAUCUUUGCAGGAAACCAGAAGACAGAAGAAAACGUUAAAGAAAACGCGGAAGUUUGUUGUAGAUGGAGUAGAAGUGAGCGUAACCACAUCAAAAAUAGUCACUGAGAAUGACUCCAAAAGCGAAGAAAUGCGGUUUCUACGACGUCAAGAGCUAAGAGAGCUGCGGCUUCUUCAGAAAGAAGAGCAGAGAGCCCAACAGCAACUCAGUAAUAAGCUUUUACAGCAGCGAGAGCAGAUCUACAGACGUUUUGAACAGGAAAUGACAAGUAAAAAGCGACAGUAUGACCAAGAAAUAGAAAAUCUGGAAAAGCAGCAGAAGCAGACAAUAGAGCGCUUGGAACAGGAGCACACAAACCGCUUACGAGAUGAAGCAAAACGCAUCAAAGCAGAACAGGAGAAGGAAUUGUCCAAAUUCCAGAACAUGCUGAAGAACAAGAAAAAAGAGGUUUUAUGUGAAGUGGAGAAAGCACCAAAAGAGCUGAGAAAAGAGCUCAUGAAACGCAAGAAAGAGGAGCUUGCACAAAGCCAGCAUGCUCAGGAGCAGGAAUUUGUGCAGAAACAGCAACAGGAACUGGAUGCAUCUCUGAAGAAGAUUAUUCAGCAGCAGAAGACAGAACUAGCCACUAUUGAGCGAGAUUGCCUCAACAACAAACAGCAGCUCAUGAGAGCUCGUGAAGCUGCAAUCUGGGAGCUGGAAGAGCGACACCUACAAGAGAAGCACCAGCUCCUCAAACAGCAACUCAAAGAUCAGUACUUCAUGCAGAGACAUCAGCUGCUGAAGAGGCAUGAAAAAGAAACAGAGCAAAUGCAGAGAUACAAUCAGCGCCUGAUCGAGGAGCUGAAGAACAAGCACACGCAAGAGAGAGCCAGGCUGCCCAAGAUCCAGCGGAGCGAGGCCAAGACUCGCAUGGCUAUGUUUAAGAAAAGUUUAAGAAUCAAUUCAUUAGCCUCUCCAGACCAGGAUCGUGAGAAAAUUAAGCAGUUUGCUAUUCAAGAAGAAAAGAGACAGAAAAAUGAGAGACUGGCUCAGCAUCAGAAGCACGAAAACCAAAUGCGGGACCUUCAGUUGCAGUGUGAAGCAAACAUCAGAGAACUGCAUCAGUUACAGAAUGAAAAAUGCCAUCUACUGGUUGAGCACGAGACUCAGAAGCUAAAAGAGCUGGAUGAAGAGCACAGCCAGGAGCUGAAGGAAUGGAGAGAGAAAUUGAGACCAAGGAAAAAGACCCUGGAGGAAGAAUUUGCCAGAAAACUGCAGGAACAAGAGGUUUUCUUUAAAAUGACUGGAGAGUCCGAAUGCCUUAACCCUUCCACACAAAGCCGGAUUUCCAAGUUCUACCCAAUCCCCAGCCUUCACUCCACUGGCUCCUAACUCUGGGAACUGCUGUUAGGGUUGUUGGGGUUUUUUUCCAUAAUGGAAUUCUCCAUCCUCACUGUCUAACCUGACUUGAUCUGUGGUGUACAUCAAAGGACCUAGCGCUUUCUGUUUUCAGUGGAGACAAUCAGUGUCACGAUCGGUUUCUUCGCUUCCCUGAAGGGCAGGACAAAGUCGCUGCUGUACAACGGUGACGUGGUGUCCGUCAGAUGUUUCAAGACCAAGCAAGGGGUUUUCUCUCGGUCUCAAAAAGUGUGUUACCUAUGGGUUUGACUUUCAGCCUGAAAUACCAAUUAUACUCUUUCUGAUCACCCAAAAAACCCAUCAUGAAGCUUCUGGUGUGACCAUUUAAACGGUGUAAUGUUAGUUCUGCUGCUGGGGUUUUAAGUGUCUGACUUCUCCACGAGGGAAUUCCACAACUCAGAACUGCUGGGAGGGGUUUAAAUUUCUGUAAGGUUGAAGAGCUUCCUGGUAGCCAGGACUGAAGCUAAUCACUCAGAACAUGCCAAUAAGCACAAAAAUAACCCCUGAUGUUUAUAAACAGGGUCGGUAACAGCGAAAGCCUUUGCGACCUCUCUAGAAAGAAACCUCUGGCAUAAAUGAAGCUGAACUGAUCUCCAUGACCUAUUUUGUCCAUCAGUUCCAUAACGAAACGGGGGUGCUAGUUUGAUUACUACAGUGCCUGAAACACUUAGAUAGGCUAAUCCUGGCAACAGGGUGGUGUUUUGUCGCUCAGAAGGAACACAACUCCUUGGCGUUGUCGUUACUGUACAAACCCAGAAGAUUUCUUGCUGCUACUGCCAUUUUUUUUUGUUGUAAAAUCCUCACCCUAAAAUAUUUUGCACUAAAAAUAUGUAAAGGUGAAAGAAAUGCUAACUUUUAAGAUGCACAGUUUAUUAUCCUCCUUAGGUGUUACAGGUGGGUUAGUUCUACAAAUUGAACAGCCGUAGAAUGUAUUUUGCUAGGAAGCAGCCUGGUUUCUCUAACUGUCCCUGCAAUGGGUGGAGCCAUUUUUCUGUCCUUACCAAAGCCUGUUCAUUUGAACUCCUUCAGAAGAGUGGAGCUGGGUGGUCAUAUUUAUAAGCAACCAUGGCUAACAUCUGAUUGGAUUGGAAGUGGUAGAUUGGAUUUUCUAUUCUUUUUUUUCCUUUGGGUUUUUUUUUUUUCCCCUUUUACUCCUUCUAUUUUACAGAAAGAUUUAAGUUAACUCUAUAGACAAACUCCUUUAUGAAGCUGGGGUUUCAUGCUUUUGUGCUGCCAUGUACUAACACAGGAGGGGUUUAUUUUGCAAGUUCAUAGAUGUACAAUAAGUUACAUGCCUGACUGACCUGCAGUGGAAAAAAAGUCUGAACUUCUUCUGGUGUAGCUGGUAGGGAAAUGCAACUGUAUGAGGUCACUUUUACUGCACUCCUUUUGCUGGCUGGGUUUGAGUCGUAUCAAGACAGUAUUACAGGCUGGACUUGGGUAUGCUGGAGUUCAAUUUGUACAAAGCUCUUUGCUUUCUGUCAUUUGAGGCCUGACUUUGUGGCCUCUUUGGUUAUCAGCUGUAAAGGUUUUGUUUUGCUGGCUUGCAUUAAGUGUGUGGCUGGUGCCCCAGUACACGACGUUCAUUUCAUGGGAGCAGUAUUCAUGCAUGGGAAUGAACUCCUUAAUUAACACAGGACUUCACUCAGAUGUGGUUGAAAUCUUGGAUGCUGAAAUCCUUGGACCAUGAACUGAUACCUUCUCAAUGAAGACACUUAAUUUACAGCACAGUUAAAACAAAAA
Dryobates pubescens (Downy woodpecker) is the source of this 6272-nucleotide messenger RNA. RefSeq names its product STE20 like kinase (gene SLK). Bases 735 to 4502 code for a protein of 1255 amino acids. Gene Ontology annotation, molecular function: ATP binding; protein serine/threonine kinase activity; protein binding. The transcript is spliced from 19 exons. The record is from RefSeq and is a predicted model, not a curated record. Gene Ontology annotation, biological process: protein phosphorylation. Lineage: Eukaryota; Metazoa; Chordata; Aves; Piciformes; Picidae.